GAGGCGUCCUUCGAGCGCUCUCAACGGCCGCCGGCUCAGUCCACUCUCGGAGCCCGGAAGCCACACCAUGCUCCGCCUAAUGCUGCUGCUCGCUGGGCUCGGUGGCUUGCGGGCGUCAGGACCCGGUUCUCAAAAUUCAUUUCUACAAAUUAUAGUUCCAGAGAAAAUCCAAGUAAAUACAAGUGAUAAUUCAGAAGCAGAAAAUGAACAGAUAUCCUAUAUUAUUGCAAUAGAUGAGAAGCCAUACACUGUACACCUUAAGCAAAGUUUUUUUUUAGCACAUAAUUUUAUGGUUUAUUUGUAUAAUCAAGGAUCUGUGAAUUCUCAUCCUUCAGAUAUUGAGGCUCAGUGCUACUACCAGGGGCAUAUUGAAGGACAUCCGAAUUCUGUUGUGACACUCAGCACGUGCUCUGGAUUGAGAGGAAUACUGCAAUUUGAAAAUGUUUCUUAUGGAAUCGAGCCUCUGGAAUCUGCAGUUGAAUUUCAACAUCUUCUUUAUAAAUUAAGGAGUGGAAACAGUGAAUUUGAAGAUCUUACUGAAGAUAACCAAGGCAUAGAACAAAACCCAGUGGACUAUAACAUUUUUGUAAGUGAAAAGUCAGAAUCAGCUGUUCCAGAUUUAAUUCCUCUUUAUCUAGAAAUGUGUAUUGUGGUGGAUAAAGCUUUGUAUGAUUACCUGGGCUCUGAUAGCAUGGUAGUAACAAAUAAAGUCAUCGAAACUAUUGGCCUCGUAAAUUCGAUGUUUGCCCAAUUUAAAGUUACUGUUGUGCUGUCAUCGUUGGAGAUGUGGUCAGACAAAAAUAAGAUUUCCACAGUUGGUGAGGCAGAUGAAGUAUUGCGUAGAUUUUUAGAAUGGAAAAAGUUCUAUCUUACUCUGAGGCCUCAUGAUGUUGCAUAUUUAUUCAUCUAUAGAGAUCAUGCAGAUUAUGUGGGAGCCACAAUUCCUGGAAAGAUGUGUGUUAACCAUUAUUCUGCUGGAAUUGCUUUGUACCCCAAGGAGAUAACUUUGGAGGCAUUUUCCAUUAUUGUUACGCAGAUGCUCGGACUCGGUCUGGGAUUAUCAUAUGAUGACACAAAGAAAUGUCGCUGUUCAGGAGCCAUGUGUAUAAUGAAUCCAGAAGCUAUGCAAUCAAGUGGUGUGAAGACGUUUAGCAGUUGCAGUUUGAGUGACUUUGAAAAUUUCAUUUCAAAUAUGGGUGCCAAAUGUCUUCAGAAUAAGCCACAAAUGCGAAGAAGCAUGGUAGCAAUCUGUGGCAAUGGCAAAGUGGAGCUAGGUGAAGCGUGUGACUGUGGUACUGAGGAACAAUGUGGAGCUGCUCCCUGUUGUAAUUUUCGUACUUGUACGCUGAAACCAGGAUCACAGUGUGAUGCAGGAUUAUGCUGCAGGGACUGUCAAAUUGAAAGAGCAGGUGUUCAGUGUAGGGGAGCAAAACAUCAUGAAUGUGAUAUUGCUGAGUUUUGUGAUGGAAGCUCACCGCAGUGUCCAUAUGAUGUAACUAUACAGAAUGGACAUGUAUGUAAAGAAAAAUACAUGUGUUAUGAUGGAGGCUGCCAGGAUCCAGAUGCACGUUGUGAGAUCACAUUUGGAAAAGAUGAGGCAGCUGUAUUUAAGAAGUUCCAUUUUAAAGAAGGUUCAAAAAAUGCACCAUUUGCCUGCUAUGAAGAAGUACACUCUCAAGGUGAUAGGUUUGGGAACUGUGGUCAUAAAAGAGGCAGUUAUCAAUACUGUCUAUGGAGGAAUCUUCAAUGUGGAAGAUUAGUUUGUACUUAUCCUACUCGAAUUCCUUUUUACAGAGAAAAUGGUGCUGUGAUUUAUGCUUUUGUACGAAAUGAUUUAUGUGUAUCUGUAUUCUACAAAUCGGCUCAAUCACAAGAAGAUCCAAUGGUAGUCUUAAGUGGCUCUCCUUGUGAUAUAGGGAGGGUAUGUAUAAAUCGUGAAUGUGUAGAAUCAAGGAUGCUUAUGGAUUAUUCAAACCUUUGUUCACAGCAGUGCAGAGGACAUGGAGUAUGCACUUCCAAUGAAACGUGCCAUUGUUUUGAUGGCUACCAGCCUCCAUAUUGCGAAAGGCGUGGCAGAGAAGUUUCUAGUUUGUCUGGGAAACAGGGUUUAACCAUGGAAAGAACUCUUAGGAAGGCUGAAAAGAACCGGUGGCUUCUAGGUUUCUGCAUUGCUUUACCUGUUAUCAUCAUAGCAACCAUAAUAGCUGUUUCGUGGCAUAGUUCGACCAAGUGGUUUGUCAAGGAAGAGGAAUCCCUAAGUAGCGACUCAGAAGGCAGCACUCACACAUUUGCUAGCAGAUCCAGAUCAGAAAGCAGCAGCCAAACAGAUAUAGUCAGAUCCAGGUCAGAAAGUAGUGCUCAAACAUAUACCAGCAGAUCCAAAUCACAGGAAAGCACCCAAACACAUAACAGUAGUAACUAAUAAUUCCUUCAGAGGACAAUGGAUAUUACAGAGUGUCUCACUGAGAAAUGAAAAUUCCACCUUUCCUCCCUUGGUCACAGUCAAAGGAAACAAUAAACCGAGUGUGGAACUCUU
This is a messenger RNA of Zalophus californianus (California sea lion), 2536 nucleotides long. Its product is annotated as disintegrin and metalloproteinase domain-containing protein 32-like. Gene Ontology annotation, cellular component: plasma membrane. NCBI's taxonomy places the organism in Eukaryota, Metazoa, Chordata, Mammalia, Carnivora, Otariidae. Gene Ontology annotation, molecular function: metalloendopeptidase activity. The record is from RefSeq and is a predicted model, not a curated record. The transcript is spliced from 25 exons. The coding region runs from base 68 to 2422 and encodes 784 amino acids. Gene Ontology annotation, biological process: proteolysis; binding of sperm to zona pellucida; cell adhesion.